Chenopodium quinoa (quinoa) is the source of this 1891-nucleotide messenger RNA. Its product is annotated as U-box domain-containing protein 8-like. NCBI's taxonomy places the organism in Eukaryota, Viridiplantae, Streptophyta, Magnoliopsida, Caryophyllales, Amaranthaceae. The coding region runs from base 447 to 1649 and encodes 400 amino acids. Gene Ontology annotation, cellular component: cytoplasm; nucleus. Gene Ontology annotation, molecular function: protein binding; ubiquitin-protein transferase activity. The record is from RefSeq and is a predicted model, not a curated record. The transcript has a single exon. Gene Ontology annotation, biological process: protein ubiquitination.
ACUCAUAACAUACAUUAGGAAAUAAAUCUGCAAUAACUAAGUCUUAUCCAAUAAAAUCAAUUUUUUUUUCAAUCAUUCAAAUUUUUUUCUUUUUUUUACUAAAUUAAAUUACAGUCAAAUCCAAUAAUUUACUAACCCUAAUUAAUCCUCCCAUAAACAACCAACUAAUAAACUUUUUUCACAAACAAUACCACCACCGUCACCAAAACCCCAAAGUACCCCCUCACACCAAAACAAACAAUCAAAACUCUCACCAAAUUACAAGGGCAUUUUAGUCAUUUCACUUAAAAAAUCCCAACAACUAGAUCACGUGUCACCUUUCCAUUUCAUACAAUUAAAUUUAUUUUCCACUGUAUAAAAAUGUAGUGGACUGUAAUCUUCUUUCUUUCUUUCAUUUUCUCUCUCUUUUAUCAAUUUCUCUCUCCUCCCAAAAAAAAAAAAAACAAAUGUCAGAAUCCAAAACCAAAACCCCAAAAAACCCCUUCACUUCAUCAUCAUCUUCUUCUUCUUCAUCUCUUCUCAUUACCAAAGAGAAAAUGGCAAAUGAACUUCCAGAAUAUUUCAAAUGCCCCAUUUCUCUUGAUAUAAUGUCCGACCCGGUUAUCCUCUCUUCGGGUCAUACCUUUGAUCGGAGCUCCAUUCAAAGAUGGAUUGACUCAGGCCACCGUACUUGUCCAAUUACCAAACUACCCCUCCCUGACCCACCUUCCCUCAUCCCUAACCACGCCCUUCGCAGCCUCAUUUCCAACUACACGCCCACCCAACUCAUCCCAACUCGGUCUGACUCGGAUGGGUCUGGGUCUGACUCACCGAGUCAACUCGGGUGUCUAAUCUCGAAGCUUAACUCGAGGGGUUCGAUGGUUGAGGAGAAGGUUGAGUCGUUGGUGAGGUUGACGGGGUUGUCGAAGGCUAACCCGGGGUUCCGAGCGCGGCUCACUGAGUCGGGCGCAGUGUCUGCUGUGUUGCGGUGUGUUGACUCGGAUAAUGACCCGGGUUUGCAGGAGAAGGCGUUGUUGCUGUUGUUGAAUUUGAGUUUGGAGUCGGAUGAUAAUAAGGUGGGGUUGGUGGCGGAGGGGGCGGUGGCGAGGGUGGUUAGUGCUUUGGGGAGCACCGCUGCUGCGGUGGCAGCAACGGUGCUCACCAGCCUCGCUGUGGUGGAGGUGAACAAGGCGACCAUCGGGGCUCACCCCGGUGCGGUAAGGUGCCUUGUUCACCUCCUCCACACGGGGAGAGGAAGAGAGAGGAAAGAAGCUGCGACCGCUCUCUUUACUCUCUCUUCCUUCCCCGAGAACCGUCGUAGGACGGUUGACUGCGGGGCAGUCCCGAUUUUGAUCAGAAUGGCAAAAUCGGGACUCGAGCGAGCAAUCGAAGUGCUGGGAUUGCUCGCUAAGUGUAAAGAAGGGAGGGAGGAGAUAGUGAAAUGUGAUGGGGUUGUAGAGAUUUUGGUACAUUAUGUGAAAAAUGGGAGUUUAAGGGGAAUUCAAUAUGGAUUGAUGACAUUGAAUUUGAUUUGUUGUAGUAGUGAUAGAGUGAAGAGACAAGUAAAAAAUCAAGGAGUUUUGGAGAUUUGUUUUGGGUUAAUUCAAGAUGAUAAUGAGAAGAUUCAUAGGGUUGCAUCCAAUUUGGCUAAAGUUUUGCAAGAGAAUUAACAAGAACAAAGAUAAUUUGAGGUGAGAUGAUUUGGGAUUUAUUAUUGGGUCAACAAGUUUUACCCUUUUGAGAAUUGAGAUACUUCAAAUGUUAGUUUAAUUUUUAUACUAGUUCUUUUUGUUGUACAAAAGAGAAAAAGGAAUAGAAGUUUUUUUUUUUUUUUUUUAAUUUUGUUGCUGUAUCAAUUCUCAAUGUACAUUAUUUUAAUAAACAAAAUAUGGAUAAAGAACUCUUCUUUGAA